Molecule: messenger RNA, 3630 nt
Organism: Topomyia yanbarensis
Lineage: Eukaryota; Metazoa; Arthropoda; Insecta; Diptera; Culicidae
Product: basic-leucine zipper transcription factor A-like
Exons: 4
Coding region: 218-2131 (637 amino acids)
Source: RefSeq, a predicted model, not a curated record
AAAAGCAGAAUUUGUGUUGACGUUAUCCGAUGCAUUUGGCACUUUUGCAUCACAGGCGGACGAAAACAAUCCAUUUAAUAGAUUUUAAUCUGUUUUCUGAUUAAAAAUUUUCAAAGUGGUUGAAUUUUGUUGAAGAAGCACGUUUUGAGUACUGUAAGUAGCCGUACUGCAUUGAUCCAGCUGGUGGACGCAGGACAUUAAUACGACACAAAGAUAAAUGAAAAUGACUGCUCCGCGACUAGUCGCUAGGGCUAGUCGCAGUAGAUUCUUUAUCGGACUCGGUCUGCUGGUUCUGAUGGCCGGAUUCGUAGCAAUCUUUCAUAGUUCUCAGCAACAGUUAGAUGAAUUACGCCAGUUGGGGCUGCGCUGCGAGCAGCAACAAGAAGCGAUUUCUGCGAAGAUGCAAAUUGUAGUUGACCAAAAACUGAGACUGGAAAAUUCGCUGGCUUCAGAGCGAAUGAUCAACGAACAGAAUCGCGUUGAGCUGCAUCAAAAGGCAAAGGAUGAGAAAGAGCAGCACAGCAAAUCUACAAUGGAAGCCAAUAUCCGGUAUGCUUCGUUGCAGCAACAUUACAACUUGAUGAAGAGUCAGUUGGAUGAUUUAACCGAAGAAUGCUCCAAAAGUAAGAAAAAGCAGCUGGAGGAGAUUAAUUCCCUUCGGUUGAAGGUGAACGAACUUCGGGGUAAAGUUUCACUUUAUCAAAAGGAAUCUGCAAAUGACGUGGAACAUCUUAAGGCCCAACUUAGUCAAGUAAGGCAGGACAAAGCUAAUUUGGAAAACACUUUCAACCAAAAGAUGGCAUACAAGGAUAAGACAAUCGAAAAACUAAAGGAACACAAUGAGAAGAUGGAAAAGGAGAACUCCCAGUAUAUUGAAUUGUGUAAGAUUUCCCCGGAAAAGAUGCCUCGUCAUGUCAAAGCUAGUGAGGUAUUCGGAGAGUUACCGCCUGGUAUACCGAACGCUGGGCCCUUGCGAAAUUUUGCCGAACAGAUAUCAGUGAGUGAAGAUUUGUAUAAAAUUCCAGUAGUGUUGCGCAACCGUACUAACAAUUUGGGAGUUUUGCAUGGUGGUCUUGCUCCGGUGUUUGCUGCCAUCGAACAAGACCAAGAAACUCGAGGUGUUAUUGCUAAACCUUUCGAAACUAACGAGAACCUGAAAAAGCCAAACCCGGCUGCCGCAGCCGUUGACGGUGGAGUUAUUAAUUCUGUGGAAAAUUUUCAGAUCAUUCCCAAACCAAUGCCGCUGGUUUCCAACGACGAGCCUGAUGCUAAAAAACAAAGCCCACAGGCUAACAACGUUCUUCAAGAACCCGUGCUGGUUAAAACAUCAACGUCGAUAUCAUCUAUGAACAAGAAAACGUCGGAAAAGAACAGCAAUUUACAGGUUCCCAUCUUAGCUGUUCCAACGGUUGGCGUUCCCGAUGGCAAUAAAUCUUCUUCAACUAGUAGUACCACUCCAAGUAGCGGAGUGGCGAAAAAAACAAGCAACAAACUCCGUUCGAAAGCUCUUCCCGUCGGUGUAGUCCCUUUCCCAGAAAACAUGGAAGAUCUGAUGAAGCCAGAUGAAAACAAUAGCGAGAAUGCAAUCAACAAUCGCUACCUGAAUGUAGCAUCUCAUCAAACGGCCAACGGAUACGACGAGAAGCGAUCGAGGAAUGAUAAGGAUUUGAAUUUUAUGAAUGGAAACGUCGAGCUAGAAAAUGGAGCACACGAAGUGAAUGAUAACGAUUUUAAUCUGGGAGGAGGAGCAAAUAAUAACCAACUGCAGCAGCCCAACUUAAAAGAUGCUAACCAGAAUGGCGAAAAUGUAAAUGCUGCCGAAGAGGAUACCAACCUGUACGAUCAGAAAUUGUUUGCAAACCCACUUAUUCAGCAGCAAUCGCAACAUGGAGAUUACAACGAUUUACAUCACCAUAUGGGUGGUAAAAGAGAGGGCGGAAAGGUUGCCAUUGGGGAGAAAUUAAUAAACGAGAUUGUGCGCGAUCACGGUAAGGAAGGCGAUAACUAUCCCAACGAAAUGGAGGAAGAUUUGCAUCUGGAUGGGCCUCAGGAAGCAGAAGAAGAUGGAGGUGAUGUUGGAGACUACGAUGAUCCAGCCGCAAUGAAACAAGGACAUGCGGAACGCAACUAAUAUGUUCAUUUCCGACUGAUUUAUGCUGGGAAAAAUCACACAAACAAAAAGAUUGUAACUUCAGUUCGAGGUAAGUAAAUCGUUAAGACUGUCACACUAUUGAAUAGUUUGGCAAUAUUGGUUACGUACGACCAAUGGGGAAACACCUGUUGUAAGGCUAUUUUACAUAACAAAAAUAUGAUUCCAGGGACAUAUAGCGUAACAAAAUACUAGCCUAUAUAUUAUAGCAUAGACUUGUAUAUUAAUAUUAACUCUUAUUUGAUUACUCUUUCGGCUUCCAGUACUACUAAGUAAUGAAUACUGUGGAAGCAACCGUUGAUUUCGAGAUGACUGCAAAUCGCAAGUAACAUGUUAAAGUGCACUAAGUAUGCGAGAAAAACUCGAAUUAUUGGGUGAAUUCAAUUUCUUCGUAAUGAUUUAGCAAUUGUUUUCCUAAUCUAUAAAAUCUUUGAUUUAUGCCUGUUAGCCUUACCUACUUGCUAAACAUAAAAAUGUGACGGAUAUUGACCUGGACCUGUAUUAUUCUCGAUAGCUGUGUUAACCCUAGAAUGCGUCUUCGAGUAGUUUUCAAUCAAGUUUAAGUAACUAUCAAGGAUAUUGAUCCUGCGUUAACUACCGUGGAGAAAAAAAAACACUAGAGGGGAAAAGUCAAGACUUACAUGUCUGGUGCGUUGACGUAGUCACUUGCGUAUAAAAGAAAACAGGCACAUGCAACUUAUGCGUGUGUAAUGGGAUAGUUUUUCUAGCUUUGAUAGAUUUGAAAGCUGUGCACAAUGCUCAUCAGAACCAGAUUAACUAUACGAAAAAGAUUGUAUUUGUAUGUGUUUAUUUUGGGUUUUAACCGUUAAGUCAUUCGCCCGUACGAAAAAGAUAUUACCCCUUAAGUAUUUCGUAUAUUUUUUUGCCCCUCCAAAUUUUAUUGUUUACUGAUUGUUUAAUUUCAAUUUGUUUGUCGUUAUUGUUUUUUUUAGUUUUUUACAUCAGAAAAUAUUCGUCCUCUUAGAUCUCUAUUUAUCUUGUAAUUUGCUCAAAAGUGAUUAUUUAGGAACAGCCUUUGAAGGCAGCAAUAUUGUUUUUACAUGCCUUCUAUCGACACAUAAUAUAACAUUUAGUACUGGUAAGUGAUAAAUAUUUUCACAGACGUGAGACUAACUAGCAUAUGUUCUCUUGAACCGUUCCUUUUCCGUUUGCCAUAUGUUUUUCUUUUUUUUUUAAACAUUUGUAUGUAAAGAUGGAAACAGUACCGCACCUGCCUCUUUGAUAAAAAAAAAGAAAUAAGAGAUACUAGGAAACUAUAUCGCUGCAAACUCCACCAGGCGCUCAUGCCACACGAUUCAUAUUUAUUUUUGAUAGUCUCAGCAACUUCAUCUACUAUAGUGUAGGCAUGCAUUUAAAAUGUUAUCCAUAAAAAUUUCUAGACAAAAUCUCAUACCUGAACAUCAACUCGCAGAUUAGUUUUCAGGCGAACUCAAUUAAAACUCUUAUUUUUUAUUAAAAUA